GGGUUGAACGGCUUGCACCUGGCAUCUAAAGAAGGGCAUGUGAAGAUGGUGGUUGAACUUCUGCACAAAGAAAUCAUUCUAGAAACGACAACCAAGAAAGGGAACACAGCUCUGCACAUUGCCGCCCUCGCUGGUCAGGAUGAGGUGGUCCGGGAGCUGGUCAACUAUGGCGCCAAUGUCAACGCUCAGUCUCAGAAAGGCUUUACACCUCUGUACAUGGCAGCACAAGAGAAUCACUUGGAAGUGGUUAAGUUUUUACUGGAAAAUGGAGCUAAUCAGAAUGUAGCCACAGAAGAUGGCUUCACACCUCUUGCCGUGGCUCUGCAGCAGGGCCAUGAGAACGUGGUGGCACACCUCAUCAACUUCGGGACGAGAGGGAAGGUGCGCCUCCCUGCCCUGCACAUCGCGGCCCGCAAUGACGACACCCGGACAGCUGCGGUGCUUCUGCAGAAUGACCCCAACCCAGACGUGCUUUCCAAGACGGGAUUCACCCCCCUCCACAUCGCAGCUCACUACGAGAACCUCAACGUGGCCCAGUUACUCCUCAACAGGGGAGCCAGUGUCAACUUCACGCCACAGAAUGGCAUCACGCCGCUGCACAUCGCCUCCCGCAGGGGGAACGUGAUCAUGGUGCGGCUCCUGCUGGACCGCGGGGCCCAGAUAGAAACAAGGACCAAGGAUGAAUUGACACCUCUCCACUGUGCAGCUCGGAAUGGGCACGUGCGAAUCUCAGAGAUCCUGCUGGACCACGGGGCACCUAUCCAAGCCAAAACCAAGAAUGGCUUGUCCCCAAUUCACAUGGCGGCUCAGGGAGACCACCUUGACUGUGUCCGACUUCUAUUGCAAUACAACGCAGAGAUAGAUGACAUCACCCUGGACCACCUGACCCCACUCCACGUGGCAGCCCACUGUGGCCAUCACAGAGUGGCCAAGGUCCUUUUGGAUAAAGGGGCCAAACCAAACUCCAGAGCCCUGAAUGGCUUCACCCCCUUACACAUCGCCUGCAAGAAGAGCCACAUCCGGGUCGUGGAGCUGCUGCUGAAGAUGGGAGCCGCCAUCGACGCGGUCACCGAGUCUGGCCUGACACCUCUCCACGUGGCCUCCUUCAUGGGGCACCUGCCCAUCGUGAAGAACCUCCUGCAGCGGGGGGCGUCGCCCAAUGUCUCCAACGUGAAAGUGGAGACCCCGCUACACAUGGCAGCCAGGGCAGGGCACAUGGAAGUGGCCAAAUAUUUGCUCCAGAACAAAGCCAAAGUCAAUGCCAAGGCCAAAGAUGACCAGACCCCGCUUUACUGUGCAGCUCGCAUUGGCCACACAAACAUGGUGAAGCUCCUGCUAGACAAUAAUGCCAGCCCCAACCUGGCCACCACCGCCGGGCACACCCCGCUGCACAUUGCGGCCCGAGAGGGCCAUGUGGAAACAGCCCUGGCCCUUCUGGAAAAGGAAGCAUCCCAGGCGUGCAUGACUAAGAAAGGAUUUACUCCUCUCCACGUGGCGGCGAAGUACGGGAAGGUUCGGGUGGCAAAGCUGCUGCUGGAACGGGGUGCUCAUCCAAACGCUGCUGGAAAAAACGGCUUGACUCCGCUGCACGUGGCCGUCUAUCACAACCACCCGGACAUUGUCAAGCUGCUGCUUCACCAGGGCGGUUCCCCGCACAGCUGCGCUUGGAAUGGCUACACCCCUCUGCACAUCGCUGCCAAGCAGAACCAGAUGGAGGUGGCCCGCAGUCUGCUGCAGUAUGGGGGGUCAGCAAAUGCAGAGUCGGGGCAAGGCGUGACGCCCCUCCACCUGGCUGCCCAAGAGGGUCAUGCAGAGAUGGUGGCUCUGCUACUCUCCAGACAAGCCAAUGGCAACUUGGGGAACAAGGGUGGACUCACUCCUCUCCAUCUAGUAGCACAAGAAGGUCACGUUCCAGUGGCAGAUGUGCUGAUCAAACACGGUGUCACAGUGGACGCCACCACACGGAUGGGUUACACUCCACUCCAUGUGGCCUGUCAUUAUGGAAAUAUCAAGCUGGUGAAGUUUCUGCUACAGCACCAGGCAGACGUCAACGCCAAGACCAAGCUAGGAUACAGCCCAUUGCACCAGGCGGCCCAACAAGGACAUACAGACAUUGUGACACUGCUUCUCAAAAACGGUGCUUCCCCAAACGAGGUCAGCUCGGAUGGAACCACACCCCUGGCAAUAGCCAAGCGCUUGGGCUACAUUUCUGUAACAGAUGUGCUCAAGGUUGUCACGGAUGAAACCGGUGUGGUGUUAGUCAGUGACAAGCACCAGAUGAGUUUCCCUGAGACAGUAGAUGAGAUCCUGGAUGUGUCUGAAGAUGAAGGAGAACUUGUAGGCUCCAAGGCUGAGAGGCAGGAUUCCAGGGACAUAGAGGAAGACAAAGAGCUGCUGGAUUUUGUGCCGAAGCUGGACCAAGUGGUGGAAUCUCCAGCUAUCCCGAGGAUUCCUUGUGUCACACCUGAGACAGUGCUGAUCAGAUCUGAAGAACCAGAACAGGAAUCUAAGGAGUAUGAUGAAGACUCACUCAUCCCCAGCAGCCCAGCCACAGAGACCUCAGACAACAUUAGCCCGGUGGCCAGCCCUGUCCACACAGGGUUUCUGGUGAGCUUCAUGGUGGACGCCCGGGGAGGCUCCAUGAGGGGCAGUCGUCACAAUGGCCUGAGGGUGGUGAUCCCGCCUCGGACGUGCGCAGCACCCACUCGCAUCACCUGCCGCCUGGUCAAGCACCAGAAGCUGAGCUCGCCACCCCCGUUGGCCGAGGAGGAGGGCCUGGCCAGCAGGAUCAUUGCACUGGGGCCCACAGGGGUCCAGUUCUUGAGCCCUGUGAUUGUGGAGAUCCCCCACUUUGCCUCCCUCGGCCGUGGGGACCGUGAGCUUGUGGUGCUUCGGAGUGAAAAUGGCUCCAUGUGGAAGGAACACAAGAACCGCAACGGAGAAAGCUACCUGGAUCAGAUCCUCAAUGGGAUGGAUGAAGAGCUGGGGAGUCUGGAGGAGCUGGAGAAGAAGAGAGUGUACCGAAUCAUCACCACCGACUUCCCCUUGUACUUCGUGAUCAUGUCGCGGCUCUACCAGGACUCUGACACCAUUGGCCCUGAAGGGGGCUCCCUGAAGAGCACGCAGGUCCCCAUGGUGCAGGCAACGUUCCCAGAAAAUGCUGUCACCAAGAGAGUGAAGCUGGCUUUGCAGGCCCAGCCUGUACCGGAUGAGCUAGUCACCAAACUCCUGGGCAACCAGGCGACGUUCAGCCCCAUUGUUACUGUGGAGCCACGGCGCCGGAAGUUCCACCGCCCCAUCGGGCUUCGGAUCCCACUCCCUCCUUCCUGGACAGACAACCCUCGGGACAGCGGGGAGGGAGACACCACCAGCCUGCGCCUGCUCUGCAGUGUCAUUGGAGGAAUAGACCAAGCCCAGUGGGAAGAUAUAACAGGAACGACCAAGCUCAUGUAUGCCAACGAGUGUGCCACCUUCACCACCAAUGUCUCUGCCAGGUUUUGGCUGUCGGACUGUCCUCGGACGGCUGAGGCUGUGAACUUCGCCACUCUGCUGUAUAAGGAGCUUAUAGCGGUGCCCUACAUGGCCAAGUUUGUCAUUUUUGCCAAGAUGAAUGACCCCCGAGAAGGGCGGCUGCGAUGCUACUGCAUGACGGAUGACAAAGUGGACAAGACCCUCGAGCAGCAUGAGAACUUCGUUGAGGUGGCCCGGAGCAGGGAUAUAGAGGUUUUGGAAGGAAUGCCCCUUUUUGCAGAACUCUCUGGGAACCUGGUACCCAUCAAAAAAGCUGCCCGGCAGCGGAGUUUCCAAUUCCAGUCUUUCCGGGAGAACCAUUUGGCCAUACCCGUAAAGGUGAGGGACAGCAGUCGAGAACCAGGAGGGUCCUUGUCAUUUCUGCGCAAGGCGAUGAAGUACGAGGACACCCAGCACGUUCUCUGCCACUUGAACAUCACCAUGCCUCCUCCCUGCACCAAGGGGAGCGGAGCUGACGACAGGAGAAGGACUUUGACGCCGCUGGCCCUGAGAUACAGCAUUCUCAGUGAAUCAUCACCCGGCUUCCUCAGUGGGACAGACCGAGCAGAUAUGAAGAUGGCUAUCAUAUCAGAACACCUUGGCUUCAGCUGGGCAGAGUUGGCUCGGGAGCUGCAGUUCAGCGUGGAAGACAUCAACAGGAUCCGCGUGGAAAACCCCAACUCCUUGUUGGAGCAGAGUGUAGCCUUGUUGAACCUCUGGGUCAUGCGUGAAGGCGAAAAUGCAAAGAUGGAGAAUCUGUACACAGCCCUGCGGAACAUUGACCGGAGCGAGAUCGUGAACAUGCUGGAGGGCUCUGGCCGACAGAGCCGCAAUCUGAGACCGGACCGGCGGCACGCGGACCGCGACUACUCGUCAUCUCCCUCCCAGAUGAAUGGUUACUCCUCGCUGCAGGACGAGCUGCUGUCCCCUGCCUCCCUGCACUACGCGCUUCCCUCUCCUCUGCGUGCAGACCAGUACUGGAACGAAGUGGCCCUCAUAGACAUCCCCUUGGCGGCCACGGAGCAUGACACCAUGCUGGAGAUGUCUGACAUGCAGCUGUGGUCCCCGGGCCUCACACCCUCCCUGGUCACUGCUGAGGACUCCUCUCUGGAGUGCAGCAAGGCCGAGGACUCUGAUGCCACCGGCCACGAGUGGAAGCCGCAGGACACGCUCCCCAAGCAACUCCAGGGCCACCUGCUGGGCUCUGUGGACGGUGUGGAGGACAACACAGUGGAUUCAGAUGCCACAAAUAGCCUUAUCGAUUUGUUUGACCAGGAGGAUGGUCAGAGGUCAGAAGAGAAGCUGCCAGGUCAUAAGAGGCAGGAGGACUCAACAGGUGCAGGGCAGGACUCAGAGAAUGAAGUGUCUCUUGUUUCAGGCCAGCAGACGGUGCAAGCCCACAUCACAGAAUCGCCCACCAUGAGUCGGGUGAUGGAGACGAGCCAGGACAGACUACAGGACUGGGAUGAGGAAGGCUCCAUUGUCUCAUACCUGCAAGAUGCUGCACAAGGUUCUUGGCAAGAGGAGGACAUGCAAGGCCCACACUCAUUCCCAAGAACAGUCACCACCGUCACAGGGCUGGAGCCAAGUGGGUCUCAGGAGUAUAAGAAGGUCUUGGUGUCUGCAGCUGAGCACUUGCAGAUAGAGCAGGCUGAGGCUGAGACCCCCCAGGCUGACUGGGAACAGAGACAACAAGGCCACCAAGAAUGGGUACAGGAGGCAGAGAGCACCUUCUCCCAGAUGGAACAGGAUCACAGCUCGACACCCAACCCUUGAAUUCCACACACUCUGCUAUGCUCACAGGAGGAGAGCUGGACCGAGGGCUACGAAGUGGCGCACACGUUCCUCUAGGCAAUGGCAUGGUCUUCGUAAGGGGCUUCCUUUAGUCUCCUAUUCGCAUGAACGACUGACUGUAGACGCAUGACCUACAGUCCUCAAUCCUGCCUCUAGUGACGACGGAUCUCUGUCGGGAAACAGGACAACAGGACAAAAGCCGCAAGAAGCAGGGAGAGAGAGAGGGAUGGAGAGCAAGCGCAAGAGAGCACGUGAACGUGGUGAACAAGGGCUCUUUUGUGGCUGGGGAUGAUAUAUUUUUUUAAAUCGUUUUAAUUUUGACUCGUUACAGGGUACUCUUUUUCAACCUCAUCUGUGAGAAAUCCAUGUGCGCUUCCGGAAAAGGAAAAAAAAAGAAAACUAGGCAUGAAAUCAGUUCAGCAUCUUAAUCCCAUGUCCUCAUCUGCCAGCCUUCCCCACCCACACACACCUGCAUUCCAUUGUGGCAGUCCCUCCCCCUCCACAGGAGACCGCUCCUCCCAUGACGUUCAGGACACACAUGCAGGCACCUCUCGCCCCUACUCAGCAUACACACAGAUUUUACUGUGAUGUCUGAAGCUGUAGAGAAUCUCCUGUGGAUAAAUGGGAAUUUUUUUAUGUUGUCUCUCUCUCUCUCUCUCUGCCAGUUUCAGUAUUAAUCAUCUUCCAAUGGAAAAUCAUUACCUUUAGAGUGCACCUGGGUUCCUUGUGUUAGGGACUUAAGAAUCUGAGGCGAGGACCCCCAGGCUUAGCUGUAGGGCUCCAAGGGAGCCAGCGCCCCUUCAGAAAGGGUCUUCUCUCUCAGCUGGGGGAGGGCCGGUGGCUGUCCCAGGAUUGCACCAGCAUGUUCAAUAGAGAAGAGGUUUUCUAUUUCUUCAAGCACUUAUAUCAUAGUCUGUGUUCAAAGUGUAAACUGUACAGUAAUCAGCCUGUGUAUAUGAAAAACAAUAAAUACUAUGCAAACCAAUAGAAACACUUUAGCAGUAUGUACAAGCACUAACAGCUCAGCUCCUGAGGACUUCUCCAGGCUGCGGGAGAAGGAGCUACAGCCUGUCUUUCAGUGAAAGAGGAAGGAAGGGAGUAGGGUUAGUGAAUGUAGCUGCCGGUUCUUAGAACUCAGCCACCACCCUCCAGGUCUCCCGGAGCCAACUUGGUGCUCUAAGUCCAGGCAGCCCACAGGAUGGGGCGCCUAGGCUGGCCAGCCUCUGACCAAGCCCGUCUGCCCCUUGGAGAGGCGGGUGAUGGGCCCACUGCUGACCGCAUGCCAGGGAGGAGAGCUGGAGGAGGAGAGAGCAGCUGACCACCAGGAGGCCCGGCCAGGAAGGAGCCAGUCCUGGGCCAGGUGCCGGCUGUGCAGGAAGGACACAGGCAGCUGGCUGUGCCUCGCCUCGGUGCCAUCAGGGAAGAGCCUUAAAGUUCCAGUAGGGCCUCUAGUGAAGGAGGCCCGAAUCAGCACAAUCCGCCGCCCCCGGGGCGCCCUCUGGGGCCUGGAGAGAGACUGGCAGGCUCUUCUCGCUCCCAGAGCCACUGUUCGCGGGGUCCAGUCACCUUCCUCCCUGCCCUCUUCGGAGGGGUCCUCAGAACACAGUCACACCUUCUGAGUAGCACAGAAGCCCCCUCAUGUCAGCUCCCCGGCCCUGGGCCUGCCACCAGCGCACAGGUCCCGGGAGCGGCCAGCCGGGCCUUCGGGGUGCUCGGGGCGGUUUCGCUUUUGCUUCCAGAGGGGCGGGCAGGGGCGAGGCAGUCCCCGCACCGGAGCCGUCUGGAGGUCCGAGGCCGUGUCGGAGGGCAGGCACCCAGCCUCCCCGGCGGGGCGCAGGAGCGCGGGGCGCCCGCCGGGACGGAUUCCGGCAAGGCCCAGGGAAGACAAGCAGGGCUCGCCUCCCCCGCCUCGAGCCUCACCUUCCCGCCCGGCCGCCCCCGCAGCCCCGUAGAGCCCCGGGCCCGCGCCCGGCUACGCUUUGGCACCCGCGCUCCGUCUGGCAUGGCUGCUUGCCCGGCGGCCCGGCCGCGGCGCAUGGCUGCGCCCCAGCUGCUCGUAGGCGCUGUUAGUAACGGGGCAGUUGGGGUCUCCACGCGACGCCUAGAGAAUGCUGCAGUCUGCACAUUAGAUGCUUUUUAGAAGUUUUGA
This is a messenger RNA of Diceros bicornis minor, 7453 nucleotides long. RefSeq names its product ankyrin 1 (gene ANK1). Gene Ontology annotation, molecular function: protein binding. Bases 46 to 5286 code for a protein of 1746 amino acids. The record is from RefSeq and is a predicted model, not a curated record. Lineage: Eukaryota; Metazoa; Chordata; Mammalia; Perissodactyla; Rhinocerotidae. Gene Ontology annotation, biological process: signal transduction. The transcript is spliced from 38 exons.